This is a messenger RNA of Triticum dicoccoides, 966 nucleotides long. Its product is annotated as zinc finger A20 and AN1 domain-containing stress-associated protein 1-like. NCBI's taxonomy places the organism in Eukaryota, Viridiplantae, Streptophyta, Magnoliopsida, Poales, Poaceae. Gene Ontology annotation, molecular function: ubiquitin-protein transferase activity; zinc ion binding; DNA binding. The record is from RefSeq and is a predicted model, not a curated record. The transcript has a single exon. The coding region runs from base 197 to 685 and encodes 162 amino acids. Gene Ontology annotation, biological process: protein ubiquitination.
CCCGGUCUCCCCUCCAUUCCCCACCCACGCCCAUCCAAUUCUCCUCUCGGCCUCUCCUCCUCUCCUCGCAUCGGCCUCCCGAUCCCUCACAGACCACCCGCGGCGCGCACACGCCCGGACCUCCUACCGGCCGGCACCGGUUCAACCAACAAACCAGCCCAGGCACCUCCGGCCGCGCGUGCGUGUUUGACAUACCAUGGCGCAGCGGGAUCACAAGCAGGAGGAGCCCACGGAGCUGCGGGCGCCGGAGAUCACGCUCUGCGCCAACAGCUGCGGCUUCCCCGGCAACCCGGCCACGCAGAACCUCUGCCAGAACUGCUUCUUGGCCGGACCAGCGUCCACGUCGCCUUCUUCCUCCUCCUCUUCUCUGCCGGGCGUGUCCGCGCCGACCCCCGUCAUCGACAGGCCUAGGCCGGCGCCGUUGGAGGCGGAGCUGGCACGCCCGGCAGUUGUCCGCGCUCCGGCGACGGAGGCGAAGCCGGCGAGGACGUCGGUGAACCGGUGCUCCAGCUGCCGGAAGCGGGUGGGGCUGACGGGGUUCCGGUGCCGGUGCGGCGACAUGUUCUGCGGUGAGCAUCGGUACUCGGACCGGCACGGGUGCAGCUACGACUACAAGGCCGCCGCCCGGGACGCCAUCGCCAGGGACAACCCCGUGGUGCGCGCCGCCAAGAUCGUCAGGUUCUGAGAAGAGGAAAGGAAAAAGAAUCCAGAACCCCUGCCGAGGCAUAGCAAAGAAUCAUCUCAUCGAGGCCGUGGACCGCCGUGCGCUAGUAUUAUGCUGUUGUUCUCCGGAGUGUUUCCCUUUCUAAUUAAAAAAAUCUUUAUUUAUUUGAAAAAAUGGGAGGUAAAGAUGUGGAUGGAAAGGAAAGAAUAGCGUGUGUAAUGUAAUACCAACGGGUGGUUGAGGCCGAGGAGCAAGCAAUGAAAUGGAUUGGAUGUGUAUGUGUAUGUGUGCGCUCCACAUUA